UUUCCCAGUCUGGCCCGGUAGCGUGUGUGUGCGUGUGCGUGUGUGCGUUGGCAUGUGUCCAGGCCGUGUGACCCGCGUACACGUGUGUGCGUGUGUUGACCCCUGCGUCACCUUGUCCGAGGUCACGGCGGGGUGUCGGAGAUGAGCGCCGGAGCCAUGUGUGAGAGGGAAAAGAGAAGCAACAACAACAACAACAACAACCACAACAACAACAGUAGUAGUAGUAGUAAUAGUAGUUGUAGUAGUAGCAGUAGUAGCGAUGGAGGAGGAGGAGGUGGAAGAGAAGGAGAAGGAAGAGGAAGAGGAGGAGGAGGAGGAGGAGGAGGAAAUAGAAGUAGAGAUACCCAUGACCUCACCCCAACCACCACUUUCAACACCACCACCACCACCGUCAACACCACCGUCAACACCACCGUCAAGCCGCCUCUACUGGUGUCCUUUGGCAACCCCCUCCUUGACCUGACAGCUGUGGUCAAGGACGCCACUCUGCACAGGUGUUUUGGGCUACCUGUGGACGGCCAGCUGGAGGUCAACUCGUCCCAGCGACCUGUUUUCUCACACGUCAUGAAGGAGUAUCCCGUGGAGUACACAGCAGGCGGGUGUGCUCUCAAUUCCUCGCGGGUGUUCUGCUGGGUGUUGGGUGAGGGGCAGCGGGUGGUGUUCGUCGGGGGCAUCGGGGAGGACCAGGCCGCCACGAGACUGUCCAAGAUUGUGGAGGAGAGCGGAGUCAUUACCAGGUUUGUCAAGGUGCCGGGUCAGCCUACUGGGGUCUGCGUGGCACUGGUCCUGGGUGCCUGCCGCUGCCUGUGUGCCGACAUCGGUGCCGCUGCGACCUGCCUCCCCCAGCAUGUCUUCACCCCAGACCUGCUCCCCACCCUUGAAGCGGCUGAAUUUAUUUACGUCGAGGGCUAUUUCAUUACGCACAGCUUCCCCGCGGCCCUACAGAUCGCAGAGUACGCCCAGCGGAACCACAAAACCCUCGUCUUCAACCUCUGCGGAAGUUACGUCUGCGAGAACAACUCAGAGGAACUGCGACAACUUCUACCUUUUGUUGACAUUCUCUUUGGGUUCGUAGAAGAGUACCGGACCCUGGACAGUGCCCUGGACGUCGAGGAACUGAGUGCCAAGGAGUGCCGGGACCCUGAGAGUAUAUGCCAUGACCUGUUGUUAGUUUUGAAGGCUAUUAGGGGGGAGGCGAACGUCAUUGAGGAUUGCGUUAAGGAGAAAAAGGAGGGGAAGGAAGUUGCAGAGAAGAUCAACACCUCCUCGGAUGCUUGUGUUCCCUCCUCCACCUUCUCCUCCUCCUCCUCCUCCGACACUGUCAACACCACUGCACCACCACACCACCACCACAAUUACCACAAUGACACCACCUCUCUCUGUGAUGGUGAUGAAAAUGACGCACUCGUGGAUGGCGCUGAGACCUCGCCAGUCAACCAGUCACCCACGCACUCACCCAGCCAGUCAGUCAGUCAGGGGGUUAGUCAAUCAUCCAGUCAGUCAACCGGGGAUCUACCAAACGGCACACUACCACACAUGUCAAACGGGAACCACUUCAACAGCCACACACCUACGAAAUCAACCACAAACGACACACACACACACGCACACAGGGUCAAACAGCGGGUCGUAGUCGUCACAAAGGGCCCCAGUCCGCUGCUGUACUGCCACAGGGGGAGAGUCAGGGAGAGACCAGUGCCCCCUAUAACCCCUGAGGAGAUCGUCGAUACCACAGGGGCAGGGGACUCCUUCGUGGGGGGCUUCUUGGCGGCACUGAGUCAGAAGAGGGAGCUUGCGGAGUGCUUGGACUGUGGGGUAUGGACAGCCCAGCACCUCUUGCGACAGAAGGGCUGCACUCUACCUCCUUACCCUGCGGAGUUUUUGGCCUAGACGUGUGGCGUGGGCUGCGUGGUUGUCCCCUGCUGUGUGUGUGUGUGUGUGUGUGUGUGUGUGUGUGUGUGUGUGUGUGUGUGUGUGUGUGUGUGUGUGUGUGGUUGAUCCCUCCUCCCCCCCUCCCUCCCCCUGUUUGGUUU
Molecule: messenger RNA, 2033 nt
Organism: Eriocheir sinensis (Chinese mitten crab)
Lineage: Eukaryota; Metazoa; Arthropoda; Malacostraca; Decapoda; Varunidae
Exons: 5
Coding region: 142-1890 (582 amino acids)
Biological process (GO): purine ribonucleoside salvage
Cellular component (GO): cytosol; nucleus
Molecular function (GO): adenosine kinase activity
Source: RefSeq, a predicted model, not a curated record